GUAUGCAGAGUCCAACCAAUUUCACCUUCCCCAACAUUUCCUUGGAAAAUUAUGAACUUCGUCCCUGCAGAGAACCCUAACCCUAAUUAUUCGCUUUUUCCUGGAAACCACUCCGAUCCAUAUCCCGAUGAGCUUGGGUUAUCCGAUUAUCUCAUCCUCGGAGGUGGAAGUCUCUUGGAGCCUUCGCCGCUGCUGGAAGUGAAGUCUGCACCGGAGCAAGUGAUUCCCAUGACGACAUUGGGUGGAUCCACUCAUACUAGAGCAGCAGAUGCUGGCAUAGAGAAUGAAAAUGAGAUUGAGGGGAAGAGGAAGGUAGGUAAGGGGUGUAGGAUUGCAUUCAGGACCAAAUCUGAGCAAGAGAUCUUGGAUGAUGGGUUUAGAUGGAGAAAAUAUGGGAAAAAGUCAGUAAAAAACAGCCCAAACCCAAGGAAUUACUAUAAAUGCACGAAUGGGGGAUGCAAUGUGAAGAAGAGGGUGGAGAGGGACAGGGAUGACUCAAGCUACGUGAUCACAACUUAUGAGGGUGUCCAUACUCACCCGAGCCCCGCCCCAUUCCUCAUGCAUAAUUACAAUAAUUAUGCCCACACAUGAUCAUCACAGCUCAUAUUUUUUUUUAAUUUAAGUUCCAUUUCAUCAUAAGUUUGUAUGUUUAACUUUGUUAUAAACAGAAACUCAUACGUACAUUGUCAAUGGUGAAUAUAUAUACUAAGACCAGCUCUCUUUUAGUACAAUUUCAGCUCAGUUUUUAGUUGAGACUGA
Punica granatum (pomegranate) is the source of this 759-nucleotide messenger RNA. The record is from RefSeq and is a predicted model, not a curated record. Lineage: Eukaryota; Viridiplantae; Streptophyta; Magnoliopsida; Myrtales; Lythraceae.